UAUGAUAAAGAAAGAAGCAUUACAACAUGCCAGGAACCCUGGUAAGCACUGUGAGUACAGAGAAGGAUGAAAACAGUCCCGUUAAGGACAUAACAAUUUAAUGGGAGAAACAAUGUAUGUGUACAUAUGUUGUAUAUGUGUAUACAUAUAUGGGUAUAUAUAUAUAUAUUGUGUAUAUGUGUGCAUAUAUGUAUAUACAUAGCUAUAGAUACGAAAAAUUGGAAAUAGUUAUCAUUGGCAUUAAGACCUUGAUCUUGGAGCACUGCUCCAUAUGGCGGUGGUAAGUCCUGUCUCCAAAUGGAAAGGGAGCAACGUCCCUGCAUUGGAGAUGAUCCGCAUCCCAUUUGAGGCUCAUCCCAACCCGGGCCGUGGCACACAUAUUACGCAUGCGCCACCUUCCUGCAGCCGCCUCAGCCGAACCCUGGAUAACGGAUUCCAUCCAUCCCACCUCUCCCCUCCCCCAACCGGAAAUGGGAGGUCGCUAGGGGCGGGGCGUCGCGAGGGCGGUAGUUUUGGGCUUAUGUCGGGGUCCCGACCGCCGGUCCUCCUUUUUCCUCGCCUCCUCUCAGCUCCAUCCCCUCCUUUCCCCGCCAUGGCGGCGGCGGCUGCCUACGUGGUGCGGCUGCUCCUCGGCUCGGUGACCUUGUCGCUCCCGCUGCUCGGGGCUCAGGCGCCCUCCGCCGCCGCCGCCGCCUCCUCCUCCAAGGCGGUGACGGCCAGUUUGUCUGCGAAAUGGCCCGCGACCCCGCUGCUGCUGGAGGCGAGUUCCCGGACUCCAGGUUAAUUGAGCAGCGCUCCCGUAGCCAGCCCACACCACCGCCCUCUCGGCACCGGCAGAUCAGCUGCUACCUCCCCGCCCCGGGUGGGGUGGGGUCGGGUCGGGUCCCCCAGGGCCAGCACCUGCACGCCCGCGCCAGAGGGGUGGCGGCCGAGAGCCCAGGCCGGGGGGCGACGAGCCCCGCUGGAGCCGGGGGAAGGGCGCGGGUCUCGCGGUACCUUGAGUCCAGCGGCAGAAGAUGGUGUCGGAGAGGCCGGGGCUGGUCUUGGGGCCCCACACCAGCUCCACCAGCUCUUUCGUCAGUUUGUACAUGAUGAAGUGCCGCGAUCGGUUUUUGGUUCCAGGCCUCCCGCCCCGAAACAUGGGGACUGGGGAGGCUGGGAAGGCUCGGGCUGAGGCAGCGGUGGUGAAGUGGAGGAGAAGAAGGAGGAAGAGAAAAAGAAGAAAGAGAAGGAGUAAAACAAGGAAGGA
Phascolarctos cinereus (koala) is the source of this 1249-nucleotide messenger RNA. The record is from RefSeq and is a predicted model, not a curated record. NCBI's taxonomy places the organism in Eukaryota, Metazoa, Chordata, Mammalia, Diprotodontia, Phascolarctidae.